AUGGCGGAAAUCUUCGGCGUUGUUUCGGGGGCCAUAGGCGUUACAGCUAUCUUCAAGCAAUGUGUGGAAUGCUUUGAAUAUAUCCAGCUGGGCCGGCAUUUCAGCCGUGACUUUGGACGGUACCGACUGAAGCUGAAGAUUGUGAAACGCUGGCUGGAUCGUUGGGGUGAAGGCGUCAGUAUCGACAAAAACCCUCGGCUCAACGCCCCAGAGCUGGACGACACGCUGGCCCGGGAAAUCAAGGCCAUCCUCGAGGAGAUAGUGCUGCCCUUCCAGACAAUCAACAAGUCCUCUAAGCGCUAUGAGAUCACAGCGUCCAAGGAAGAUCUCGAAUGCCUCGGCAAUGAGAACCUGGAGCCAGUAUUUCAACGCCGUAAUACGCGAUGCGCCAGAGGUUCGUGGCCAGGGUAG
Fusarium verticillioides 7600 is the source of this 411-nucleotide messenger RNA. RefSeq lists its product as hypothetical. The record is from RefSeq and is a predicted model, not a curated record. The coding region runs from base 1 to 411 and encodes 136 amino acids. The transcript has a single exon. NCBI's taxonomy places the organism in Eukaryota, Fungi, Ascomycota, Sordariomycetes, Hypocreales, Nectriaceae.